Molecule: messenger RNA, 3329 nt
Organism: Teleopsis dalmanni
Lineage: Eukaryota; Metazoa; Arthropoda; Insecta; Diptera; Diopsidae
Product: DNA ligase 4-like
Exons: 8
Coding region: 486-3254 (922 amino acids)
Biological process (GO): double-strand break repair via nonhomologous end joining; DNA recombination; nucleotide-excision repair, DNA gap filling
Cellular component (GO): DNA-dependent protein kinase-DNA ligase 4 complex; DNA ligase IV complex
Molecular function (GO): ATP binding; DNA binding; DNA ligase (ATP) activity
Source: RefSeq, a predicted model, not a curated record
UGUAGAAACAAAUGUGUAAACAAAUGUUGAAGAAACUAACAGCGACUAAAAUUAAGCAAACUUUAGUUAAAGACAAUGGCUACAAAUAUUUUACAAUUGAAACAAAAAAGUGUAUACCAAAUCGCUUGGAUCCGAAAUAAUUUUAUAUAUAUAGUUUGAUUUGAGCUAGGGAAUGCUGCACAUUCUAACUAUAUAAGGGUGCAUUGGGAACCCAGAUUUUCAAGUCGAAAUAGAUAAGCGUAUUGGAUUCUAAAUAACAACUGGUUUUUGAGUACUUUGUUUUUAGGUCCGACAAACGCGUAAUAUAUUAAUCUCAGUAUUUUAAAAUAUUUUGUAUAUUAUGAAAUGAUUGAAAAUUGGCAAUUCAACAAAUACAGUUUGAGAGCUGCUGCACACUUUUACUUUGUUAUUGUGCAUGCAAAUCUGUAGAACUGAGCUCAUAAUUGCAGUGCAUGUCAUUUUAUUUCACAAUUACAAAAUAAAUAAUGGAUAUAUCAGAAUCUAUAAAAUUUAAGGACAUCUGUGCCAUGCUUGAAAAAGUUAAAAAUGCUGUAAAUGUUGCAGCAAAAGAAAAGUACUUACGACGUUAUUAUGAUUCCUUUUGUAAAUACCGCCACAAUUAUCGUCAAGAGAAUGGAAUUGGGGAGGAUGAUUCUGAAGAAGGUAAUACUAGUUUCUAUUGUGUUUUACGCUGCCUUAUUCCAGGUUCGGAUUCAGUGCGUCCACCAUAUGGUUUACAGAUUACGUCGCUUGGAAAAGUCUAUAUAAAAGUAUUGCAACUGUCAGAAGAUUCACGAGAUGUACAACGCUUGAUUGCACGUAGCUACAGUGGGAUUCGUGGCGAUUACGCAGAUAUUGUACACUCAGUGCUGUCGCCACGUUGCAAGCAGGAACCGAGUAAUGUAACACUAAAACAGGUGCAUGAUAUGUUGGACACAAUUGCUUCAGAUGAUAGAAGAAAUACUGAGAAGGUGCUGACACAAUUAUCUGAAAUUGCAUCGGCAAAAGAACAAAUGUGGUUCAUACGAUUGCUGCUUAAGAGCAUGCAUCUGGGUAUAGGAGAACAAAAGAUAUUCAACAUAUUACAUGUGCAAGCGAAAGAUAUUUUUCGGCGGUGCUCCAAUUUAAAACGUGUAUGCUGCUUGUUAGCAGAUAAUAAAAUUGCAGAAGCUAGCAAUUCCAGCAAUAACAAUAAUAUUGUGAAAGAAGAAAUCAAGAUCGAAUCGAUAAUAACUGUGUUUCAACAUAUUCGUCCUAUGCUAUGUGAAAUGUUUCCUGGUGACAUACAACCACUGAUGUCAUCAGAUGUGCUAUUUUUAGAGACGAAAAUGGAUGGAGAACGGUUUCAGUUACAUUACACCAACGAUCAAUUUAAAUAUAUAUCGCGAAAUGGUGUGGAUUAUACUUCUAGCUUUGGUGAAAACUAUAAUGAUGGUAAUCUAACACCACACUUGGUUAGCCUCUUGCCUAUCGGCAUGGAAUCAAUUAUUAUCGAUGGUGAAAUGAUGGUUUAUGAUACAAAUACAGCACGAUUCUGUGAUAAAGGCGAAAACACAGACGUCAAGCAUCUAGGUGGACGUCCGCACUGGCGACCUUGUUUUGUUGCCUAUGAUUUAUUGUAUUUUAAUGGCUGCAGCUACCUUGAUACACCGUAUAUACAGCGCAUGACUAAAUUAAAAGAAUUAAUAAAGGAAGAAGUAGGAAUCCUGCAAGUUAUGAAACCUAAAAAAGUUUCAUCUAUGGAAGAUUUCAAAAAAAUUUUUCAAGAAGCACUCGACGCUGGUGAAGAGGGUGUAGUGCUUAAGAAGCAAUCAUCUCUUUACAAACCAGGCAUACGUCACGGGGGUGGUUGGUACAAAGUUAAAGCAGAUUACAUUCAAGGUUUGACUACAGAAUUUGAUUUACUGGUCAUUGGAGGUUUUUAUAACCGGACGCGUACGUUUAUCGAGUCAUUUUUGGUUGGUGUUUUAAAUUUUAAAGGAGAGGACAACUAUGAAGUUUAUAGUGUUGGCAAGGUAACAAAUAAUACACGCCAGCGUAUAGCUUUAAAUGAAACAUUGAAGCCACUUUGGCACAAAUUAACUUCUGAUCCGCCUCCAAUGACCUACCGUUAUGUGCAUACUAAUCCAGAAGGUAGACCGGAUGUGUGGAUUGAAGCAAAUAAAUCGAUUAUAUUACAAAUAAAAGCUGCAGAUCUGGCGCCAUCCUCCGCCUUUUUCCUUUCAAAGUCGUUGCAUUUUCCACGAACAGAAGCAUGGCGCAAUGACAAAGUGUGGAAUGAAUGUAUGACUCUGAAGGAAUUCUUACAAAUGUGUCAGAGUAAAAAAGGCCUUAAAAAGAUUAAUAAACGUGAGUUACAAGUUGAAGAUUUCACCACGAAUCGUAAGAGACUGAAAAUGACGGCAACUGAAAAACGUAAAAUUGGCAUAAAAUCUUAUGAAAAAAUAUUUAAUGCUGAAGAGAUUGAACAAAGUUCUGAAUUAUUUGGUAACUUCAGUUUUUGCGUAUUAAGUGGAUCACUGAAGGAAGGUCAAACAGUACAUCAAUUGAAAUAUAUUAUCACAGAAAAUGGAGGCGAAAUCGUUGAAAAUCCUAUACCAACCGAUUCAAGGUGCAUAUGUGUUGCUGGCGACAUAACACAUCGCAUAGAUAAAAUGAUAAAAACCAAUCGUUAUAAUAUAGUCUCCAUACUGUGGCUUUUAAGAACUACUAAAGAACAAGAAAUGACAUUCAGGCCAAAAGAUAUGAUAUGUGCUACUGAUGAAGUGAGAGAACAGUUUAAAACCAUGUAUGAUAAAUAUGGUGAUUCAUAUACUGAAUUUGUUGGCCCGAAUGAGUUAAAGGAACUUUUCGAUGAGAUAUCCUUAGAAGAGUUGAACUCUUUCGAAUUAACUGAUGAGGCUGCAGAAGAGUUGGAAAAUGAAUUGUAUAAAAAGAAAUCACCAUAUUACUUUCGUAAUCAUAAAGCCUAUUUCUAUAGCAAUGAGUUAAUUUCGCAGAUUGCGAAAUAUAAAUUUCAAUUACAUGGAGGAAUUGUAGAAAAUAUAAACGCACAAACUGAGAUGGCUGGUAUUGAGUAUAUAUUUAUAGAUGAGGUUAGUUUCAAUAAAGCUGACUUUAAGGAUUGGUUAAAGAAGGUUUUUAAAAGUAGUUCUGACUAUUUACAUAUAGUUAAAGUUGAUUGGGUUUUGCAAUCACACAGUAAGAAAACUAAACUCGAUGUUUUUGACUUCACUUGGCAUGACUUUUCUUAAGGACAAAUGUUUUUACUUUUGUGUCUCAUUAUAUGUUUAAAUAUUUGUAUUAGUGGGUUGACACCUUCAAUAUUU